Andrographis paniculata is the source of this 2491-nucleotide messenger RNA. RefSeq names its product sister chromatid cohesion 1 protein 3-like. Gene Ontology annotation, cellular component: synaptonemal complex; cohesin complex. Bases 559 to 2448 code for a protein of 629 amino acids. Gene Ontology annotation, biological process: synaptonemal complex assembly; mitotic sister chromatid cohesion; replication-born double-strand break repair via sister chromatid exchange. NCBI's taxonomy places the organism in Eukaryota, Viridiplantae, Streptophyta, Magnoliopsida, Lamiales, Acanthaceae. The transcript is spliced from 15 exons. Gene Ontology annotation, molecular function: chromatin binding; protein binding. The record is from RefSeq and is a predicted model, not a curated record.
CACAAAUUGAGCACGAACGGAUGGUACAGGUGGGAGACGUCGUGGAUGGUGACCUUGUGGCAGCAGAGGGGCAGGUGGAGUGCUUCUCAAGCCAUUUAUUGAUGCAGUCGAUGUGGAAGGCAUGUUCACAUUUGGGCAGGAGACGCAGUACCUCGAUCUCCUGAAUUUGGCAAGGCAAACGGCGCAUUCGAAGCUGUUGCGGGAGCCUUGGAGGGAGGAGAAUCGGAAGAAGGGUAGCGAUUCAACAGCGGUAUUGUCGAUGCCGGAGACGAAACUGUCCUGGAUUUGGUGGGUGAGGCUGUGGACAGAGGAGGCGCGGUGGGAGAAUUUGGCAUAGAGGAGGAGGGCGAAGGUAAGGGCAUGAUGAACAACAUCCCGAUGAUCACGGCCAAGCUCGGCUGGAAAUUCGCAAUUGAAUCUUGCGCCAUCUACAUCGGCGGCAGCGCCGCUAGUGGUGGUGAAGAUAGUAAGUUAACAUUUCUCGGUGUUUUGGGUUUGGGAAGAAAACACUGUGCAACGCAAGCAUAAGAAGCAGCAAACCAACAACCAACCACCCGCAUGUUUUACUCACAGUUGUUGCUAUCCAAGAAGGGGGCCUUAGGCAUAGUCUGGAUGGCUGCUCAUUGCCACAAACGCCUGAAAAAGGUCCAAGUCCAGCAGACCAGCGUUCCUUCUUCUGUGGAUACGAUUUUGGAUGCUGAGGUUCCUGUGGUCACACAUAGAAUCCUAGCCUUCCUUCUUCUUGGUGUCGUGAGGAUUUAUUCCAAAAAAGUCGAGUAUCUAUUCCAUGAUUCUUACGAAGUCCUAAACAAGCUACAUGGGUUUAGAAUCGAAAGAAGAAAACAAGCGUGCACCAAAGUUUCACAAACACAUUACCACUCUAUCAUAUUCCCCAAGAGUUUUGAACUCGAUGCAUUUGAUCUGGAACAAUCAGAAAGCGAAGAUUUUAUGUGUGGAGAAGUGAGAACGGAUGAAUCAAUCAUCAUGUUAGAAGACGGAAGUGAGAAAGAUGCUUUGAUCAGCAAGGCUAUAGUUCCAUUUUCUGAAGCUUCCUCAAUGGAUUGCACACCAACUAAAGAUGUGGACAGGGAUUUGCUUGUGUGUGAAUCCACUACUAUAAAGGGUUCUUUACUUAGUGGAACCAGUUUAUAUUUAGAAGAUCGUUUAGAUCCUAUGAUGUUGGACGAGGCCGAGGAAGAUCAAUUGUGCUAUAAGGGAUGUGGAGAUGCUACAAGGGCUUGUUCUCCAGUGUUGAAGAUGGAACCUGAUUCAGUUGCUAGCCUGUCUAAUAAAAUAAGUCAUUCAGCACCAAGUUUGGAGAUACUUCGUGAAUCUCGAUGUUUAUCAGAAGGUGUUCUAGAUUUUAUGGCAUUGGAUGAGCCUGAAAUCCUACAAACAGAUAAUAGGUCAUCCACCGACAAUGUGAUGGUUAAUUUCCUGGUGCCAAUUCAAGAUGAGGAGUUUUGUUCUGUUGCAAGACCAUCCCAUCAAGUACGUGAUUUGGUUCCAAGUUCUGGUGUACAUCAAAGUGGUUUCACCUAUGUGAGUAUUCCAGAGAUUGCAAAUGUUCAGACCCCUGGCUUGAAGGAGUGUACAAAGAUUCUGAAGAAGCGAAAAAUAUUGUUUGAUCAGACAACAAUUUUAGCCAACAGCACAUUAAAAAACUGGAUAGAAGAAGAUCCAAGUGACUUGAAACGUGAAAGAAGGAAGGUUCCUCUUACUGUUCUACAUGUCUGGAGAGCCGGCAAAUAUGGCCAUGUGUCUCGGAAUCUUCUCAAUCCAUUGGUCUCUGGUAUGUCGAUGGAACUUAGUAGUCUUGUCUAUAAAGGGACUUGUCCAGCCACGGAACUGUCCCCUAGUCAGCAUGAAGUCAGAUCUCCCGUUACCGAUGAUGCACUGGUAGUUGACAAACAAACUACGAGUUUUGGAUCUAGUGUUCCACAGAUUUAUCUGGAACAAACUCCAAUUGCUCCCGGAACUCCUGUUACUACUCAUUCAAAUAAAGCCAGGACUACUAUGGAUCCGAUCAUCUCAUCUGCAAUAACAGAGAAGCGACUGCUGUUGCGUGAAGAAAAGGAAUUGAAUUGGGUGCUUCAUGAUCAUGAGGAAACAAGUUGGGUGGGCGAGGAUAGCAUUGCAAAGGAUGCAAGAGCAAGAAUGAGAUUGAGCGAUUUGAGGAGGAAGUUCCUGGAGAAGAGGAGGAAUGACGAGGAAGCAGUAUUGAAUCUAUCGCAGCUAUUGCAAGGCAAAACCCAGAGGGAGAGCGCGCAGGUGUUGUACGAUAUACUGGUACUGAAAACAGGGGACUUCAUACAUGUGGAGCAACGCAAUGCUUAUGAAGAGAUUCUGCUCAGCCCCAGCCUCAGCCCCAACCAUCAUCCCAUAUCAUCCUGGCUUCGGGAUCCCAGGAGUGACUUCGUACUCCCCGGUCCCUUCCCACCAGAGUGAGUCCAGACUCCAGAAUCUGACCCACCCCAUCCCCAUCCACCCG